UGAUAUCUUCAAGUUGUAAUUACCAUCAAAAAAUAAGCAUAGCGUUUUUGUUUGUUUCUUUGUUAGUUUUUUGUUGUUUAGUUUAGUUUUGUUUAACAAUUUGGGAUCCAGUGUGAUUUAAUUUACCUGGUUUUGGUUUUCUGGAAUCAAGAAAGGCAAGCUCUGUUUUGUUCUAGCUUUGUAUUCAGUACUGAGAACAACUUGACAGUAACUGACCGAAACUCAGGAAUUUCAGUAUUUAACUUAAAUAGUUUUACUGCUUUAGAAACAAGUGGAUUUAUCUUAGUCCAUGGACAAACCUACCUUUUUGGUCUAUGAACAAGUUUGCUUUAAACUGCUUUGUACGUUGUGGUUUUACUUUUAUCUCCAUCAUUUCAUUUCAGUUGUCUUUUUUUAAACAUGCGUCUACAGUAUGUGAUCUGUAUGUACAGUAUUCUGUGAAUUAUUUGACUCCUACUCUUUUUUCAUUGCUGCCUAUUUUCCCCAUAUUUUUACGAUUAAAUUUCUCUGCUUAAUAAAAGUUCCAAUGUAACUUGUUUUUAUGUAUAUAAUUAAGCAAAUGCACACCGUGUUAUCAUUUUGUAUUUUUUGCUUAUUCCAAGCAAUAUACAUGACAAUCACAUGACAUUUAGAUCACAAACAAGCUGUGAAAUGUAUAUCAUGGGACCGCUGUUUGUUUUUCUCCCACCCAUCCACAAAAACAUGUUCUGGUUAUAUAGUCGAAAAACAGAAGAAAAUACGGACAAGGACUUUAAGUGAUGCUCCACCCAAACAGAUCUACAGACAUUCACCCUCUGUAGACUUGAGUUGGGUUGUCAGGCUUCAGAAAUGCAGAAAAUAUUGCCCUCUGCUGCUUUGUUGUUGACAGUUCUUUUGUGAGUCUGUGAAUCCGUGAAUACUGAAUUGCUUCAGUGCUCCUUUAACAUUUGAACCAUUAGAUAUACCAGAUUUUUAAUUAUGUUUUACCAGGACUUUUCUAGAAGCUGUACUAAGCAUUAAUAGGAAAAAGAACCACAGAUAGGUAUUUUACUUUUAUUUUUUCUUUAUUUGAACUGUUUUCUAGCUGUACGUUUCCAUGCAAAACUUAGAUGUUAAUUUCACAUAUAUUUUAGGUUUGAGGAAAGAUGCCUGGAUUGAGCCGUUUCCUCCUGAGCUUCUGUAUUCUAGGAUACAUUUUCUGCAGUUCCAGGGCUUGGCACGUAAAAAUACCAAGCAACAUUAAGGGAUUGUUGGGUUCCUGCCUGGUCAUUCCUUGCAAAUUUGACUACUAUCAGUAUCCACCUCGCAGACCAGAUCGUGUGGUGUGGUACCAGUAUGCCAAACAUACAUAUCCUUUGGUCUAUGAUGACUGGCACCCAAAAUACGUCAUUGAUGAAUUUAAAGGAAAAACAAAAAUCUUCUCUGCAUCUGGGAAGACAUGCAGUCUACAGAUCUACCCAGUGACUUGGGCACACCACAGACAGAAGAUUUACCCCUGGGUAGAUCCAGAGAAUGUUGGCAAAUCCACCUACCGAUUCUUUGAUACAACUGUAACAAUUGAAGUUACAAACACUGCAGAGAAGCCAACUAUUAUGAUCACUGGAGACAAGAAGGUUGGACAGUCUGUACUAGUGGAAUGCACUGUUUACCACACCUGUCCCACUUAUCCACCCACGCUGACAUUCGGUCUCCAAGUGCAAAGCCAUGGUGUAACCCAUCGCCCCAUGUCUGAUGGCACAUACAAAACUACCUUGAGGGCCACAUUGCCCAUAAUGAAAGAACACCAACCUGUGACGUGUUCCGUCCGACAUCGUAGUGGUCAAACUGCAAGUACCACUGAAAUCUUAAAUGCGGAAUGUUCCUAUUCACCCUUGACUAUCAGCCCUACAUCAGAUGAAUUUCUUGAGGGACACUCAAGCAAAGUAACCUGCAUUGCCUCAUACACGUGCCCUAUACAUCAUCCAACCCUCAAAUGGAACUAUGAGAGCAUGCCAGCAUCCACUGAUACCAGCAGAGCAGCUGCUCAGUGGACGACUGUCUCCACCCUGAAUUUCACUGCAUCAGCUAAGGACCAUGGAAAGACACUGACAUGCUCUGGUACAUUCAGUGGGGGACAGACGCAGGAAGUGAGCAUCACUCUACGAGUAAAAAGAACAGUGAUGUACCAGGUGGGAAGUUCUCUUCCAAUAGCCAUUCCUGUCUCACUUGUCCUGAUUGUAAUCAUCUUAGCUGCAGUGCUCAUCUAUAAGAAAAGGAAGACCACUGACAACUCGGUGAAACCACCACCUCGGCCGGAGAAAAGGAGAUCACUCUGGGAUAGAUUAUCCAGGAGAAUCCCUGAAGUCAGAGAGAGACCUCCAAGACCAGAAAAAUGCAGAUCCAUUUGGAGCCGAUUGUCCAGUAGAACAGAGGAUGGACGUAUUGGGUGGCAGAAUGAGAGGAAACCCAGGAAGUCAUUCUGGGACAGAUUUUCAAGAAACCAAAACAACACUGUGGACUUCAGUGUUGGCUAUUUAAACAAUGCCACCACUGUUCACUAUGAGGCUCAUACCUCCAAGCAACGCUUACCAUCCCCAAAAGAUAACCGUAGAACUCCUCACCCUGCCAGGACACAGGGCACUACUGCACCGGUGAGUGGUAAUAUCCACAUCAUAGAAAUGAAAAGCUGCAGCCACAGGUGAUGUUGUUCCUGUGCCAGUGUGUAUGUCUAUGAAGAGGCUCAGUCAGUCAUGUCAUGUGAGUGAAGGACUGUUCUUCCAUAGACUCUGACUAGCAUACCAAGGCUGCUAAAAGGAAUUCAUUAUGCAUGGCUUACACUAUUUAUGACCUGUUACCUGAAAUGAUGACUUGACAAACAUUGAUGGAAUACUGAUUGGGCCUACGGACACAGGCCCAGGGGCCCAAUAGGUCAGGGGGCCCCUAGACCAGAGAACUGUGAUGUGAGUGUUAACCUUUACAUUGGACAGCCAAUUGAAUUUCUACAAUGUGACUACAAAAUCCACAAAAUGAGA
Molecule: messenger RNA, 2990 nt
Organism: Monopterus albus (swamp eel)
Lineage: Eukaryota; Metazoa; Chordata; Actinopteri; Synbranchiformes; Synbranchidae
Product: sialoadhesin-like
Exons: 14
Coding region: 1125-2660 (511 amino acids)
Source: RefSeq, a predicted model, not a curated record